AUGGAAUCGCGGUUCAGAAAUACAGCUGUCGAAUGUUGCUAUCGGCACGUGCGGCCCCAUUAUUCAUUGAAAGGAGCUGACGUCUAGACGCCACGUUUCUCAAAAGUUAUAUCACAAGAGGAGACUACAACACGUCCGGUAGCCUCAAGGCAUGAUUUAGCUUGAUGCUUUAGAACGAGGUUUGAUCUUUUAGCCAUGUAAGCCAAACUUGAGGUUACCUAAACUUGUCUUUAAAAAUUCCGAAUGCUCAGAAAUGCAAACUUUUUGAAGUUCUCUUUUUUUCAAUUUUCUAGAGUUUUGAGUUGUGAGAUGAAUUUGUAAUUUUGACUAACAGACAGAACAGGUUCCUCACAUCAAAGUCUGUAGGACACGACGGCGACGAAAGGGCAAUUGAUAGGAGUUGAUAAUGGCCGAUACAAGGGCAGCGAAUUGCAGAGGCUAGUGGUCAGAGUCUCGAUUGAUUAGGGAGAGAUGCGGGAAAAUUAAUUGUGAAAUUUAUGUUUUGGUCUCUCUAACAACUCGAAGCUACCAUUAUUAGAAACUUUCCAAAGCAAAACUUCUUUCUGUUUCAAGUCUCAUUUCUAAACCUAGCGGUGAAUCACUACAUCAUAACUCUCAGAAAAAAAAACCUGUAGAGCUCGAGAAAAAAACCCAGACGAACGGGAGAGAAAAAAAAAGCCGGAGAACCCCCCAAAUGUUCAGGAUAGGGCAUGUUUGCGCACUGGCGGCGAGGCACAAACAAAUAAAAAAAAUCAAGGAUAGAGUCGUUGAACGUGCAUAAAAAACGGCAGAAAAUGGAGUCGGAGACGCGGCGGCAGACACGGCAGACGGUUGCACUUUCGCCAAACGGAGCAGCCGACCGCCGUCGGUUCUGCCGCACUUUUGUGUUUGUGACGCCCAUCGGCGGUUCCGAACCUCGCGACCGACCCAAUGAUUCAGCCGUCGUCGCCGCAGCUGUUUCACUCGAGGGACAACUUUUUCGCGAGUGA
Messenger RNA from Caenorhabditis auriculariae, 989 nucleotides. Lineage: Eukaryota; Metazoa; Nematoda; Chromadorea; Rhabditida; Rhabditidae. The record is from the annotation of a GenBank genome assembly.